AUUUUCGUAAUUUUCCAAUGCAGAAACCAGAGUACAGUACAGUACUGUACUUGUAUUUGCAGUUAAGACUGUUGCUUCAUGUUCUUUAUUUAGAAGUUUUGUUUAAAACCCGCCCUGGCUCUUUUUUGUUUAUCUCUCUUCAUACUGUAUAUGUAUUGAUAACUUGUUUGGCUUGUUUUCUGUGAUUUGUAAUCUGAUUUGUACAAUGAAGAUUGUUCAAAAGAAGGAAGAAGAAGGCACUCCAUCCAAUAGGCGGCGAUAGAGGCGUAAUAUCAACAGACUUCAUCCGAUUGUUUACAGCGCUUCAAACGGUGCGUUGGCGUUCACCACUGCCAUCAGUAUAACCUUGCAAUUUGAGUGCAAAUCAUUUGCUUUUGUUCAAUUAUCGAGUGACCACGAGUGGCCCGUCUUCAAUUGUCACCCAAGUGUUGUCGGACGGAAAGUUUUUGCCGUUGUGUCACAUGCUGGAGUUGCCGCGUGAAGAUGCACUCAAAAAGACCUGAGUAUGGCCAAAGGCAGACCCAUGGUGACAGAGACAGAAGAUGGAGGGAUGAAUAUGAUAAAAGACAGGAAGAGAGGUAUGAAUACCAUCGAAAUGGACAAUGGGAUUCCUAUCAUCAUCAUGGUCGAAGUGGUUCUGGCAGAACAGAGAGAAGCAGCAUAAGUACAGACUACAGCGACUCCCCUCAAAAACGGUACUCUAAAGACUCCCUGGUCAGAGACAGAGAUGCAGAUAGGAGGAGCCCAGUGAGGGGACGCUUGUCCUCUCCGGACAGGAGGAUUGCUGAAAAGAAAAGGCGAAGGUUCACAGAUGACAGCCGCGAUGCCUACAGCUACGGAUUUGAGCCUGAUGGCAAAAAAUAUAGGCAGUCGCCAGAUCAUUUUCCAAGGGAUUAUAAACAUCCGUUGCCUCAGGAAGUCAGAAGGAGUAUGCAAGAUUCUAGAAUCCAUCACAGACAUGAAGAGUUUACUUCCAGGUACCACCAGCCCUAUGAUUCCAGUCAGAGACAGCUGUCGACGCAUAACAAAGCGAGAGAGGAUCAAGGAAGAAAUCACAGUUGCUCACCGGAAAGGAACCUUCCCCAAGAUGACUCAAAAAAGAGAGAUGUCAAAUCCAGAGAAAGGAAGAAUAGCUCUCCUGCAUACGGUACGGAUCGAGCAAGGAAUUAUUUGGAUGCAUCUAAAAGACAGUCUUUGGAGGAUGUGACCAAGCCCAGUCACGAUAUACCUGAGAAGAAAUUUUCCAAUGGUUUCCAACGGUUCCUUGAUGUACUCAAUAAAGGCGUGGAUGUGGAAGUACUCAACCAGAUUGUGAUUCAGACCCCUGGAAAAGACUGUGGUCAUCCACCAUCUGCAGCAUCUUCCCACAAUGCCGCGGAUCAUCCCUGCGUCCCAGGAGAGCAGGUAGGUCAACAAAAUGUCAGCAAAUGGAACGAAGAGAAUUUUGGAGACGAAUGCCACAGGCAGCCUUUUCCACAGUCCUUCAGCCCAAAGAGGAGCUCUCCUUAUGAUGACAGGUCAGUGCAGAGGAGUGAUGUAGGACAAGGCUGCACAAGGUCCAAGUUGCCUCCUGUGGCGGAGAAGAAAAGACUGACACCGGACGAUGAGCACAAGCACCAGCAAAUUCAGGAAGUAUUGCAGGCCAUUGGGGUGGACUUGGGAUCCGAAGAGUUGGGCCAAAUGUCGCACCGGAUUAAGGAGCGAUUAUACGGGAAGAAAGAAAGCCACUGGAGCUACCAGAGUGUAGGCAGCAGGGAAAGGGUCACAAGAUCAGUCUGCUCUCCAAGGCGCCGCAGCAGGUCAAGGUCAUCAUCUUCCUCAGCCUCAUCAUCCAGCAGAUCAAAACAUUCAUACAGUGACUACUCUGUUCACAGAGACUCAUACAAUGCUCAGAGUAAUUUCAAAGAGGAUCAAGCCUGGGUCCCUUCCGCCACCAGCAACAGUAGAGCUUCACUAGAUCAUCAGAAAUGUGAAAUCCAAGCCACCGUUUCUCCAAAUGCGACCUGCACGACUUUAAGACCCACAAUGCUCACGACGCCAGCCUACGGUCCCGUGAAUACUUCCCCAAUGGUGUACCCGCCUCUGUUCCCCAACAUUUCCAACGUCGGACCCAGGCUUCUUUAUCCUCCCCUGCAAUCUUUGCCUCCUCACACUCCCCUACUCCCUUUCCCCUGUCGGCCUCCCUUCAUGACGUACUCUUGUCCAUCGCCUUUGAAUGUCCUUCCAUCUGUUCUCGCUCAAACGAGGCACCUUCUUCCGCCGCCAAUGAGUAACAUCCAACCAUCAUUUUUAAACCUGCCAAAUGCACCAGUUGCGUUGCCCAAGAUAGAUACUCCUACAAAGUCUAAAAUGUUACCAAGGCCUCGUUGUUUACUGGUAAUUGAUACAAAACAGCCCAGUUAAAUGCUCAAUUUGGAGAUGAAAUCUGUUUAUUUCUGUGUACACAUGGACUAAAUUGUCAGCACUCUGUUAAUGAAAGAAAAAUCCACAAUGGUCACUGCAAUAACUUGUAACUGACAAGCGGGAAUGAAGAAAUAAAGCUACUGAAAAACAACCAAUGAAAAUUAGACAUUGCUUUUGAACUGUGGGGUCAGUGAAAGUAAA
Hippocampus comes (tiger tail seahorse) is the source of this 2604-nucleotide messenger RNA. Its product is annotated as zinc finger protein 318-like. Bases 484 to 2403 code for a protein of 639 amino acids. The transcript is spliced from 4 exons. The record is from RefSeq and is a predicted model, not a curated record. Lineage: Eukaryota; Metazoa; Chordata; Actinopteri; Syngnathiformes; Syngnathidae.